Molecule: messenger RNA, 7374 nt
Organism: Ostrea edulis (European flat oyster)
Lineage: Eukaryota; Metazoa; Mollusca; Bivalvia; Ostreida; Ostreidae
Exons: 27
Coding region: 436-3972 (1178 amino acids)
Biological process (GO): Notch signaling pathway; cell-matrix adhesion
Cellular component (GO): membrane
Molecular function (GO): calcium ion binding; Notch binding
Source: RefSeq, a predicted model, not a curated record
CUCUGUACAACAAAAUGGUCCUCACUUGAAAAUUGUUGAAGUAGUGUUGGAGGAGUUCACCGGACAAAUUAUGUACCUUCCAUGUAACAAUAACUUUCAAAUAAAGGGGCAAAACUCCUGCAAGAGAGGUCAAAAAGGAUCAAAAUUGCAACAUGCUCUAGAGUGAUCCACAAAGAAGCUACAUAUCAAAUAUCAGCUUGAUAUGUGACAGAGAAAAAAAAUAAAAAACUGAAAACUCCGAACAAAUGGAUGGACGGACGUACGGACACCGCUUUACCAUAAUAUGUCCCGUUUAGAGACGGAUGUAUAAAAUUUGAGGACGUUUUACCAAAUGUUUAAUGUUCAUUAUUAUGUACACGUUUUGAGCCUUCCAUUGAAUAUUUCUUCACCCUUUUCCUAUCAGGUGAUGGUGUAUUUCUUAACUUUGAAUACCACAUGUAUGGUACACAGAUUAACACCUUGAACAUCAAUAUCUCCACUCCUGUCAGCGGUAAUAAAAGGCUUUGGUCGAGGAAUGGGGCACAAGGAAAUCAGUGGCACCAGGCCUAUGUUUCAUUGCCGAGGAGCUCUUCUUUAAAGAUAAUUAUUGAGGCAAUACAAGGGAACUCUUAUCAAGGUGAUAUAGCCAUUGACAAAGUGAAUAUUCAAAAUAUAUCUUACGAUGGUGUUACCAUUUAUCCUAUCGACGGGAGCACUCUAACGGGUGAUGAUCGAUCAACGUCCAUCACUGUUUCGCGUGGUAUACCAUUUGGAAAAGCUACUUUUAAGAAAGUUUAUCUGACCACCAAUGGACUCGUAACAUUCAACAAGUCAGUGACUGCAUAUACACCUGCACUUGACUCGUCCUAUCCGUUCUUGGCUCCCUACUGGACUGAUCUUUAUCGUUCAUGGAAUGAAAUGGGCAGCGUAUACUACAAAGUCUACAGAAACACGUCAGAGCUGCGUAAAGCAUCUACUGAUGUACAAAAGUUUAGCAGAAUAACUUACUUUCAAGCCGAAUGGAUGUUGGUGGCAACUUGGAAUAAUGCGAUGUUUUCCUCCGAUAGCAUUACUGUGCAGUGUGUCGUGAUUACAGAUUAUAUAUCUACACAUGUAAUCUUCCAUUAUGUCAACGUGAACGUUAAAUAUCGGGGCAAUAAUGUAGGAAUUGGAUUUAACAAUGGAGCUCUUGUAAGAAACCCAUACUCCCAAAGUCCUAGUACACAUCAGAUGAGCACCCAUAUCGGAAAUACAGGAUUGGUUGGACUUUGGUUCUACACAGUGACCCAGGACGGAAAUGAUUGCGUCUCGGGACCGUGUGAACAUGGUGGCAUUUGUGAGGAUUUGUACAGAGAUUUUCGUUGUCACUGCUCCGAUGCUUUUAAUGGGAAACAAUGUCAAACAGAUGUUGAUGAGUGCACUACUUCGGCACCAUGUCUUAAUGGUGGUAGUUGCGUCAACAACCAUGGCUCAUUUACAUGCAUCUGUUUAUCAGAGUGGACGGGAUCGAAGUGUGAACAGGAUUGGGCAAUCCCUACAAAGAAAGAAGAGGUAUCUCUAGCAGGUGUUCGCCAUUAUCCUAUCGAGGGAAACACUCUGAUGGGAGACGACCAGUCAACGCCUUUUAUUGUUUCGCGUGGUAUACCGAUAGGAAAUGACAUUUUUUCUAGUGUUUAUUUGAGCACAAAUGGACUCGUAACAUUCAACAAGUCAGUGACUGCAUAUCAACCUGCACUCAACUCGUCCUAUCCGUUUUUGGCUCCCUACUGGACCAACCUUAUUCCUCUUGGGAAUGAAGAGGGCAGUUUGUACUACAAAGAUUACACAAACACGUCAGUGCUGCUUAGAGCAUCUACCGAUGUACAAAAGUUCAGCAGAAUGACUUCCUUCCAAGCCGAAUGGAUGUUGGUGGCAACAUGGAAUAACACGAAGUUUCCCUCUGAUUCUGAUAGGGUUACAGUGCAGUGUGUCGUGAUUACAGAUUAUAUAUCUACACACGUAAUCUUCCAUUAUGUCAACGUGAACAUUAAGUAUCGGGGCAGCAAUGUAGGAAUUGGAUUUAACAAUGGAACUCUUGUAAGAAAUCCAUACUCCCUAAGUCCUAGUACACAUCAAAUGAGCACCCAUAUCGGGAAUACAGGAUUGCUUGGACUUUGGUUCUACACAGUGACCCAGGGCGGAAAUGAAUGCGCCCCGGGACCUUGUCAACAUGGUGGGGUUUGUGAGGAUUUGUACGGAGAUUUUCGUUGUCACUGCUCCGAUGCUUUUACAGGGAAACGAUGUCAAACAGAUGUUGAUGAGUGCGUUACAUCGGCGCCAUGUCUUAAUGGUGGUAGUUGCGUCAACAACCAUGGCUCUUUUACAUGCAUCUGUUUAUCAGGAUGGACGGGAUCGAAGUGUGAACAGGAUUGGGCAAAAGAAGAGGUCUCUGUAACAGGUAUUCGCCAAUAUCCUAUCGAGGGAAACACUCUAACGGGUGACGACCAGUCAACGUCCAUCACUGUUUCGCUUGGAAUACCAAUAGGAAAUGACACUUUUCAUAGAGUUUAUCUGAGCACAAAUGGACUCGUAACAUUCAACGAGCCAAGCACUGCACAUCAACCUGCACUCGACUCGUCCUAUCCGUUUUUGGCUCCCUUCUGGUCUGACCUUUAUCCUUUAGGAAAUGAAGAGGGCAGAUUGUACUACAAUGUCUACACAGCCGCGUCAGAGCUUCGUAAAGCAUCUACCGAUGUACAAAGGUUUAGCAGAUUUACUUCCUUCCAAGCCGAAUGGGUGUUGGUGGCAACAUGGAAUAACACGAAGUUUCCUUCUACUUCUGAUAGGAUUACUGUGCAGUGUGUCGUGGUGACAGAUUAUUUAUCUACACAUAUAAUCUUCCAUUACAUCAACGUGGACAUUACGUAUCGGGGCAAGAAUGUAGGAAUUGGAUUUAACAAUGGAACUCUUGUAACAAACCCAUACUCCCUAACACCUGGUACAUAUCAGAUGAGCACCCAUAUCGGGAAUACAGGAUUGUUUGGACUUUGGUUCUAUACAGUGGCAGUGACCCAGGGUGUUCGCCAGUAUCCUAUCGAGGGGAACACUCUUACGGGUGACGACCAGUCAACGUCCAUCACUGUUUCGCGUGGUAUACCGAUAGGAAAGGACACUUAUUAUAGAGUUUAUCUGAGCACCAAUGGACUCGUGACAUUCAGCAAGUCAGUGACGACAUAUCAGCCUGCACUCGACUCGUCCUAUCCGUUUUUGGCUCCCUAUUGGACUAACCUUAUUCCUUUGGGGAAUGAAGAGGGUAGUCUAUACUACAACGUCUACACAGCCACGUCAGAGCUUCGGAAAGCAUCUAUCGAUGUACGAAAGUUUAGCAGAAUUACUUCCUUCCAAGCCGAAUGGAUGCUGGUGGCAACUUGGAAUAAUACGAAGUUUUCCUCUGAUAGGGUUACUGUGCAGUGUGUUGUGGUGACAGAUUAUAUAUCUACACAUGUAAUCUUCGAAUAUGUCAACGUUAACAUUACGUAUCGGGGCAGCAAUGUAGGAAUUGGAUUUAACAAUGGAACUCUAGUAAGAAACCCAUAUUCCCUAACACCUAGUACACAUCAGAUGAGUAUCCAUAUCGGGAAUACAGGGUUGUUUGGACUUUGGUUCUACACAGUGACCCAGGACGAAAAUUAUUGCGUCUCAAGACCUUGUGAACAUGGAGGGGCUUGUGAGGAUUUGUAUGGAGAUUAUCGCUGUCACUGCUCCGAUGCUUUUACAGGGAAACAAUGUCAAACAGAUGUUGAUGAGUGCGUUACUUCGGCGCCAUGUCUUAAUGAUGGUAGUUGCGUCAACACCUUUGGCACAUUUACAUGCAAAUGUUUAUCAGGAUGGACGGGAUCGAUGUGUGAAAAGGGUGUUACAGGCGUUAAUGCUGUGGAGGUUGUCUUGGGCGUAUCCCUAGCUCUUGCGUUUUUGUUUAUUGUGGCACUGAUUAAGAUCAGAAGACACCGGUAGAAUGUAAAUAUAUCUCCAUUCAUGUAUCUUUUCCCGACGAAAAUGUUCCUAAAUAAUACAAAUAUAUACUUUGUAUCAAAAAUCAUAUUCAUCAGAAAUCAGGAUCAACCAGUUACCGCAACCUGUCAACUUACGAAACCAUCACUGUAUUGAACACAGACGAAGUAAACUCACAAAUUUAUGCAAACCCGUUAUUUAGUUCAAAUGUCCGUAAGUGAACACGUUAACUCAAAUAAUGUUAGAAACAAAAUGCUACAUGUAUCAAUUUACUUUCGGAAGGUCGGUGGUCUCUUCCCAGGUACAUUGUAUCUGUGUUCUCUCUUCCACCAAUAAAACUGGGCGCCACCAGAUAACUGAAAAAUUGUUGAGUGUGGCGGAAAACAGCAAAUCAAUCAAUCAAUCACGCCUCUCUGAGGAUCUUGUAUAGGAGAUAAGGCAAAUAUCAACAUAGGUCUUUCUCAUACAUGUACCUUGAAUUUCAAUCAAAGAAAUCUGGUGCCAAGAACACUUAUCAUCGUUAUGCGUCUUUGUUAUAACUAUUACGUUACGUAGUGUUAAUUAUAUAACUAUUACGGACAGUGAACGUGAGAAAAUGUGUCACAAUGGUACUUGUAAAUGAAAACUUUUAUGUAACAUGUUCAUUGUUUAUGUUUUAUAUUUUGUCUUGAUUUGGGUACGGAGACAAUGGUAAACAAGGGAUGUUUGUAAAACACAUAUGCCCCUAUGGUGCAAAAUUGAAAAGGGUUAUACACACACAUGAUUUAAUUGAUAGUAGUAUCAUCAAUUCAAAAUAUUGAGCAGACAAUAUCUUCCUAUCUCAAGAGUGGAUUGACCUUUGACCUAAAAACCAAUAAGGGUCAUCUACUCCUUAUGGUGUACCAAGUUUGGUGUCAAUCAAGCAAAUGAUUCUUAAAAUAUAGGAGACAAUAUAUUACUAUGUCCAGUUCAACCACUGCCAUUUGACCUACAUACAUGUAUCAAUAGGGGUCAUCUUUUCCUAAACAUGUGCCAGUGUACUAACAAGCAAAGAGUUCCCAAGAUAUUGAGUGGACAGUAUAUUACUAUGUCCAGUAUGAUUCUUGACCUUUGACCAUGUCACCUCAAAAUCAAUAGGGGUCAUCUACGUCUGCAGAUCUACCAGUGUACAAAGUUUGAUGUCUGUCAAGCAAAGGGUUCUCAAGAUAUUGAGUGGACAGUAUAUUACUAUGUCCAAUUUGGCCCUUGACUUUUAAUCAUGUGACCUAAAAUCAAUAGGGGUCAUCUUCUCCUAACGAUGUACCAGUGUACUAAGUUUGAUGUCUGUCAAGCAAAGGGUUCUCAAGACAUUGAGCAGACAGUAUAUUCCAUUGUCCAGUUUGACAUUUGACAAUGUGACUUCAAAAUUAAUAGGGGUCAUCUGCUUUUAAAGAUAUACCAGUGCAUAAAGUUUGAUGUCUGUCAAGCAAAGGAUUCUCUAGACAUUGAGUGGAUAGUAUAUUCCUAUGUACAGCUUGACCUUUGACAAUGUGACCUCAAAAUCUAUAGGGGUCAUCUACUCCUAAGCUUGACCUUUUGACCUGAAAAAGAGUAGGGGUCCUCUUCUACUUAUAUCCAACCCACAUAUGAAAUAUCAUUAUCAUUAAGUGAAUGGCUCUCAAGAUAUUGAGCGGAGAACAUGUGGUCUACCGACCGACAUGUGCAAAGCACUAUGCCCCUCUUCUUUGAAGGGGAGGGGCAUGAUAAUAACUUUUAUGUGACGUGUUUAUUUUGUAUAUUUCAUAUUUGUCUGAUAUUGGGUACCGGAAAAUGUCUGCUUUGAGGCACUAGUUUAGUCUGUUAUAUAUAACUUCGUCGUCUUAAAAAUAAAUUAUGACUUUUUUCCCUUGUUUUCACUUUAAAACAUAAUUUUUUAAAACUUGCCCUCCCUCCCCCCUUCUUUAGGAUGCUCCACAUGUGUAUAUUUUCUUAUCAUUGUUGCUUCUGGGUUGAAGUAGAUGGUGUAAUAUUUUGUUCUAGGGUCCAGUGCUUAGCAUAUUCCAUGCUUGACUAAUCACAUCAUGCGGUUAGGACGCUUUGGUCACUCGGAGUAGACAUGCCGCACAUUUUGUUUACUGAGAGAAUUGAUUUUAUACCCGCCAUCCCCUUCCUCGUUUGUAAUGCUUAUAUGACAGUGUGGACGGCUUGAUUUAUUUGUAAAACCCACCUUAUUUAAUUGCAGAUAGCUCUAUUUCAUUAUGUGGUGUUGGGGUGAGAUAGCAUCACCAUACCCAGGAGAUACACAUGUUCAGAGUCUUUCUGAUCCCCCUCACUAGUUUAGUCUGUUAUAUAACUUCGUCAGCUUAAAAAUGAAUUGACUUUUUUCAAUUCACAUCAAUGUCCUGUUUUCACUGCCUUUAUCAAGUAUAUAUAACAAGCAAAGGUUUACUUGGGAAGAUCAUAUUGAGUAAGGAACAUAAAUACUAUAUUUAGCAGAUCUGAAUCUAAGUAAUCAUUGAGUGAAACAUGGUUGUGAUAACUCUAUACAACAUGUCCAUGUUACGCGCACUAAAUACCGGUAUAAAGGAGUUAUGCAACACAACACUCUCACUUUGCCCCUAUGUAUAAUGUUAACAGUGGUUUUAUACUGCAUACUACACACCAUUCCAUCACUGUUGUACAAACAUUUCAUUUUAAAUGUAAAGUCAAUAGUUUAGCAAGAUAAAUAAGAAGUUUUUUUUAAUCACUUCCGUUUUUCGUUCUUCUGUUAUUUUACUCCACUUAAUAUUCUUAGACCAGUGAUAAAAACAAAGUGUUUACAUGUUUCUAUGGAAAGCGCAGAGUAAAUACUAAUAUUUAACAUUGUAGUGUUAGAAAUCAAGUGAGUGAUUUAAAUGAUAAUAAUUUCCAUCUCUUCCUUAUGGAUGACACAUUAUGUAAUCUUUGUUGAACAUAAUUAUGAAGAUAGCGUUUAUUGCCUUUAUCUUUUAAUGUUUUAUUUAUUUAUUUUCUAUGUAUUAUGUGUAUAACAUUCUGUUGUAAGGCAUAUAUGCAUUGUAAAGUACCUUUGAGCGUACAUAGUGUAUGAAAAGGGUGCUAUAUAAAUAUGGUAUUAUUAUUUAUUUAUUAUUAUUAUUUCCAGAAAGAAGCGACUAAUUAAAUCGUGUCUGUACAUUCGUGAAUGUUUCAGUAAUGAUUUGUCUAUAGAUGAAAUCAAAAUACUAUUAAUGACGUAGACAUACAUGUAUAUAUGCCUAAUUAAGAGUUUUGAUUAUUCUACAUAGUUGUAUCGUAUUGCUAGUAUUCAGUAUCUUAAGAUGUAUAAUUUGUACCUCGUGUGUUAAGCAUGAAUUAUGUAAAAAAAAAAAAAAAAAAAAAUUACCUCGUGUGUUGAACAUGAAAUAUGUAUAAUUUGUAUCUCGUGUGUUAAACAUGAAUUAUGUAUAA